AUGGCGCGGCUGAUCCUUGAGAACGGCGUGACCCACGUGGUGCACCUGGCCACGCUGCUGAGCGCCGUGGGGGAGCGCAACCCCGCGCUGGCCCUCAAGGUCAACAUCCAUGGCUGCCAGAACGUGCUUGAGCUGGCCGCCCAGCACCACCUGGCGGUGUACGCGCCCUCGACCAUCGCCGUGUUCGGCCACAACACCCCGCGCCACGACACGCCGGACGACACCAUCAUGCGCCCCUCAACCAUCUACGGCAUCACAAAGGGCAGGGGCAGCUGA
Molecule: messenger RNA, 276 nt
Organism: Monoraphidium neglectum
Lineage: Eukaryota; Viridiplantae; Chlorophyta; Chlorophyceae; Sphaeropleales; Selenastraceae
Product: threonine dehydrogenase
Exons: 3
Coding region: 1-276 (91 amino acids)
Biological process (GO): L-threonine catabolic process
Molecular function (GO): L-threonine 3-dehydrogenase activity
Source: RefSeq, a predicted model, not a curated record